Molecule: messenger RNA, 2310 nt
Organism: Acanthoscelides obtectus
Lineage: Eukaryota; Metazoa; Arthropoda; Insecta; Coleoptera; Chrysomelidae
Source: the annotation of a GenBank genome assembly
AUGGGUAUCCAGAUCAUUGGUACCACGUACCAUGGAGUUAUGACCAUGGCACGCUAUAAAUGUAAAGGGCUUCGAAGUAACUGGGCAGAUGCUAAUAUGAAAUUAGCUUUAGCUGCAGUCAGAAGUGUGUGGGAUGAAGCUGCGACACCUGCUAAUGUCAAAGCUGGAUUUGAAGCGACCGGAAUUUUCCCAUUCAAUCCAGAUAGGAUUCCAGAAGAAGUAUACGCUCCCAGCAUACCUACUCAGAAUUUCGCAGAACCUGGAGCUUCUCCUUCUGAAAAUCAAGAAAAUGGAGAUACUAACGACAGCGACGCUACAAAUCUGUUAAUUCCUCCUCAGGAAAAUGAAGAUACUAAUGAAAGCGACGUUACUGAUGCCAGUGGAAAUUCUCCUUAUCCUCUCCCAAAUGAAGACAAAGAACCCCUGCCAAGUGUUUAUGACGAUUACGACAGUAGCGAUCACAUUCCUUUGUCCAAACUAAAGCAACAUAACAAUAAUAUCGAGUCAAAAACUGAAUUAGAUGUAGUCUGCUCCAAAACACUUAAUGAGUCAUAUACAUCUUUGUGUCAAAUGUUAAAAACUCCAGAGAAAACGUCAAGCCCAAAAACUGCUCCGAGGGCAAAAGCUAUCAAUAGUCUCGCACAGGCGCUAACAAAAUCAAUGUUUACAGAUAAAAAUAACGUGUCAGGGCCAUCAAAUGCUCCUAAACAAAAAAUAGAAAAUAUAGCAGGCCCAUUUAAAGUGGCUUACCAAAAAAGAAAAUAUUCUGCUAAAAGGAACAACAGUGAAGCAGUAACUCCGAAGAAGGUUUCUAAACAGUCACGUGCCCUAGCCUAUAGCCCACUGGCCCUUACAGAUAAUGGGGAGUCCUCAGAAGUACAUGAUGCACGAAGGGAGAUCUAUGAUGAAAUGUCGCAACCACCAACCUCAUCUACAAUGGAGCAUUGUGAGAUCUCGCUACACCCCUGGCCAUCAUCUCAAUCUGCAGCCGGCUUUCAGCAAUCAGUCUCAUCUGCAGUUGACCAGGAUGGGAUUCUCCAACAUCCUCAGCCAUCAACUUCAUCUACAUUGACGCACAUUCCACAAAAUGAUCCUUUGUCUUCUGUCGCAUCACGUCAUGCAUAUUAUUCAUCAUCGUCAGAAUCAGAGCCUUUCCAGGAUUCAGGAGAAUCCUGCGUCCCUUCCGAAGACGAGCAAGAUAGUCUAUCAGAGGAUGAACAAUCUACUGAGUCCAGCGGGGAUGAUGAGUUUGCAAUCGACCAAAAUGUUGAUGUUAUCGAAGAAGUCCAGCCCUAUGGAAAUGUUGAUGCCGCUGCAGAUCAAUGGGAACCAUGCAGAGAUAUACCCCUCAACUUCCAAUAUACAGGAAAUGGUGGCAUAAAGUUUCGUGAAAAAGUUGCAAGGGGCUUGUUGGAGGAAGAAGACAUUGAAGAAAAUAUAGAACCUGAAGAUAUUGCCGCUAACGUGUCCGAACAAAGAGUGACAAAGAGACCUCGAGCUAGUAGCAGAAUCGCUCAUCAUAAGAUGCAAAAAUAUGAUGGCACGUACAGCCAGUUUACAUACACUAGUGAAACUCCAGGAUAUGGGGCGACAAGUAACGUCACAAGAGGUUUUCUGUCAUACACUUUCAAGUUAAUCAAACCUAGUGCUGAAUCCAUAUUGACAAAGGGCUUUUCGCUGCAACAGGCGCUUGAUAUGAUCUUCAAUGACGAUGAGGAUGAAGUACCCGACAUAUAUAUAAGCCCACCAGAACCAAAUGUGCUAACUGAUGAGGACUCGGCAGACGAAGAUGAUGGUGGACUUAUAGAUGAUCUUUCAGGAAGACAACUGUUAUCAGAUGCUGAGAUCCACGUCCGUGGAGUUGACCAACCGACUGGAGCAGAUCUGGAGGAAGAAGACGUUGUUGAUGACUCGCAACCUCUAUCAGAGUUAGGCAUCGAAGCGCAUGAAGAGCUACUGAGAACGUUAAAGGGGAGAAAAUAUGACAAGAGGACAUGGUUAGAUGGAGAUAUGACAAAAUCGUCUCAUUUUCCUGCACCGGACUUCUCUGAAUUUCGUGAUAUGAGCCCAGCCGGUUUGUUCGAAUUAUUCUUUGAUGAAGGUAUGAUGCUGUACAUUUUGGAGGAAACAAAAAAGUACGCCUUAUUUUCGACCUGUCCAGAUCUACAGGUUACUAUGGAAGAACUUAGAUGUUUUCUGGCCAUACUUAUCGUUUCUGGUUACAAUAUUCUUCCAGGAAAAAGAUUUUAUUGGGAUUCUGGAGAAGACAUGUCCAAUGGCAUGAUAAAAGAAGCGAUGCGUCGGGACUGA